CCUUUUGUCCUUGAUAUCGAAGAGCCCAUUUCGCGAUAUCAGCAGCCAUUUCGACCUGGACCACUUUCUUCACCGAUAAUCUUACCCUUUGAUAUUGGGACGACAAUUUAUAAUCCCAAGGAUGGUUCUGCUUUCCAGUUAAUAAGACCACUUGGAAAUGGUUCCUAUGCCGUUGUAUAUAUGGCACUCGAAAAGUCUACCAGAAAGUAUUAUGCGCUCAAAUGUCUAUCAAAGGCCAAUCUGACCGAUUAUCAACUAGACGUUCAGCGUAACGAGGUUAUAGUCCACGAACGCUUGAGGCACCCCAAUAUUGUGAAACUUGACCGUUACUUUGAGACGCCCGAUUGGCUUUUCUUGGUGCUCGAAUACUGUGAAGGUCAAGAUCUAUACUAUUGGCUGACACAAAAUAAUGACAGCAGGGAUCCGGAGACGGGCAGGUUGCUAUCCGAGACGGAGAGAAUGAUGCUCAUCAAACAAGUCUUUCUACAGAUUCUGGAUGCCGUCGGUUAUUGUCACAGUCGCGGUGUUGCUCACAGAGAUCUCAAACCGGAAAAUUUCAUUAUCAUGAUAAAUAAAGACGAGUCCGAUUGCAGCGUUCGAGUAAAGUUGACUGAUUUUGGGCUGGCCACCGAAGAAAUUGAAUCCACGGACUUUGAUUGCGGAUCAAAACCAUACAUGAGUUACGAGUGCCGCAAUCCCACUCAUGAUACCUAUGAUCCGCGCCUCGCUGAUGUAUGGUCACUUGGUAUCAUUUUCCUCAACCUGAUAUACCACCGUUCACCAUGGUCCGAUCCCAACCCUGAAGAGUGCAAGUCAUUUGCCGCGUUCAAUAUUGACAAACCUAGUUUCCUGAUCCGCCGUUUCGCGUCUAUGCCGAAAAAGGUUGCCCAUUUUUUGGCGAAACGCGUUUUUUGCAACGCAGAUGAAGGCCGUGUUAGUAUCAAGGAAUGGAUUUAUUGGUGCGCCGACAUGGUCGAAAGGAUGUUGCAGGAGGAAAGGGAUGAUUCUCAAGACUUCGAUGCGGUCGUUCCACAGCAAUUGUUGCAUAUUGCGCCUUCAUCUGUUCCCAACAAAAGUUCUUCUGGACGGAAUGGUCACGAUCGUAAUGAUUCUUGGUCAGAGGUGUUUGGCGAGUUUGACAACGAAAUGGAUUUCACCGUCCCAGUAUUGUUUGCUGAUAAACACGUUGCUACUGAUUCAGUCGGAGUGAAAUCAAGUAGAUUUAGCACCAAAUCUCGAGAAGAGGACAAAGAAAAAUACGAUGAGAGUUCGGUCGACACGAUCGCCAACAACAGCGAUGUCGAUUCUGGGUUUGGCACCGAUGAAGACAUCAAUACUAACGUUAUUAAGGGAGCGCGAGAGCGUGGGAAUGGAUUGGAUGAAAACGCCAGCUCUUCUAGAACACUUGUAUCCACGUCUCCACCCAAGGUUAUAUAUUGCAAGCCAAAGCCAUGGGGUGAACAUAAAGUUCGCGGUCAUCAACGAAAGCUAUCUACGGAUAACGGUUCCAACUCGGCCUCAAAUAAUAAUAAUAGCCAUUGGACCUCCUACAAUCAACGUAGGGAGCGUCUAGAGCAACGACGCAAAGACAUGUCCUCUAACCGACGUCGUGGCUCCUAUUCAUUAGGAGAGGAAACUUCGACUCCCCGUCCCAAUAUGGAUUAUGUGUCGCCUCGUCGACAAAAACCUCCGCGCCCUUCAAAUACGAACCAUGACAAGGAUUUCAAUCAUGCUCGUCAACCUGUUUCCAAAAGAGAACUACCGUCACCUCCCGCUCGAAAUUUAAAAAGCUCUCCGUCAAUCUAUGUUCCCCCGAUGAUCGGUUCACCCGUGCAAACAAAACCAUCCCCUGAUUCCACAUCACAGGUCACUAACACGGGACAAAGCAUCGCGACUUCACACAGAUCACGUGACCAUCAAAAGUCCUACGAGAAACCACCUAGGAAAGUCGCGAGGUCUACCAAGAAUCAUUUAGGUAAAAUGUUGGCAGGUGUGGUGAUGUUUAACCGUGGUGUUAAAGUCGGAGGACAAAACUAUGACAAUGUAUAA
Acaulospora colombiana is the source of this 2049-nucleotide messenger RNA. The record is from the annotation of a GenBank genome assembly. Lineage: Eukaryota; Fungi; Glomeromycota; Glomeromycetes; Diversisporales; Acaulosporaceae.